Molecule: messenger RNA, 2526 nt
Organism: Ruditapes philippinarum (Manila clam)
Lineage: Eukaryota; Metazoa; Mollusca; Bivalvia; Venerida; Veneridae
Product: sialate O-acetylesterase-like
Exons: 16
Coding region: 145-2526 (793 amino acids)
Biological process (GO): carbohydrate metabolic process
Molecular function (GO): sialate O-acetylesterase activity
Source: RefSeq, a predicted model, not a curated record
GUGGGAAACCAAACUUGUUGGUAAACUUUCAUUCGGAAUUCAUCUGAAUUGAUCGUUUACAAAAUGAAAGAAAACAAACCAGCUUAUAAAUAAUUUAAACCUCAAGACUUGCAUCUUCUUCAUUAUAGAUUAAACUAACAAACGAUGAGAAUGCUUAGCUGGAUACUUACAGCACUUGUAUUUACAAGUAUUGUAACUUGUCACGUGAUGAAGAAUGUUUUUGAAAUGGUUAUAGAAACACAUAAUGACAAAGACAUUUCUGAAAAUACUUUAAAAGAGGAUGAAAGAAAAUUUUCAUUUGCCUCUUAUUACCAAGACCAUAUGGUUUUACAAAGCUCACCACAGAAAGCUGUCAUCUGGGGAUAUGUUCCAAAGGAUAAACAAAACAGUAUUGUGGAAGUUUUCAUUACGCCAGGGUAUAAACGAUACAGCGCUUUGGCGAGGGAGGAUCUAACAUGGGUCAUUGAGAUUGGACCUGUAAAGUCAGGUGGACCAUACUUGAUCACAGCACACUUACAGAAUGACAGUAUCCUGCUUACUGAUGUCUUGUUUGGUGAUGUUUGGAUUUGCUCUGGUCAAUCAAACAUGCACUUUCCACUGACUGAGAUUUUCAAUAACCAAGAGGAAGUGGAAGACACUGUAAAUUAUCCAGACAUAAGAAUUUUUGUUACAAAUUUCUCAGUGUCUGAUAAACCAGUUACUGAUUUAGGAAGAGAUGGUAUACUCUUGCCCUGGUCUAAAUCCUCACCAGAAUCAGUUAAGAAAGGGAACUUCUCGGCUGUGUGCUGGUUGUAUGGCAAGUACUUGUACAAACAUUUAAAGAAACCUAUAGGUCUAUUGGAGACUUCUGUGGGUGGGACACCAGUAGAAGCUUGGUCAUCAAAAGAUGCUCUGAAAAAAUGUGGACUUUCUGACCAAAAUAGAGUGGAAGCAUUACCAAUGAGUGGAACAGAUUUAACCAGCUGGAAAAGUAGUGUGUUAUGGAAUGCCAUGGUUCAUCCGUUUAUCAAUAUGACCAUUUAUGGAACCAUAUGGUAUCAGGGUGAAUCAAAUUCGGGAGCUCAUACCAACAUAGACUUGUAUAACUGUACGUUCCCUGCUAUGAUAGACGACUGGAGGAAGAAAUUUUCACAGUCUGGGGGAACCAGGCAGCUGUUUCCAUUUGGUUUUGUUCAGUUGGCAGGGUUCACACCGGAUUUUUCUGUGUCAGUGGGUUUUCCGGACAUUCGCUGGCAUCAAACGGCAGAUUAUGGCUAUGUACCCAACCAUAGAUUGAGGAAUGUUUUUAUGGCUGUUGCCAUGGAUUUACCUGAUUUUACCUCACCUUAUGGAGAUGUUCAUACAAGAGACAAACAAGAUGUUGCUGCAAGACUGGUAUUAGGAAGUUUAGCCGUGGCAUAUUCGCAGAACGUGUCAUUCCAAGGUCCGUACCCAGUCAAAGUUACCAUAACACCGGCAGAGCUGCCGUAUACCUACACCCAGGUUGAAGUUGAAUACACAAUGGACCUAGAGCAGAGAUGGUUGGAUGGAUUUGAGAUAUGUUGUGCCUUUGUAAAACCUGCAGUUUGUGAGACGGGCAAAGCUUGGUGGUUACCAACGGCAACAUGGCAAGGAUAUGAUAGAAAAAACGUCACACAGAGCUAUGCAAGUGAAUGUUCUAUAGAAAACGUGGUAGGGAUUAGAUAUGCCUGGAGACGGACACCAUGCCCGUUUAAAAAGUGUGCGAUAUAUGGGGCAAAUAACAGCCUCCCUAUGCCCCCAUUCACCUACCAUGGAAAAGCAUUUAGCAAAAAGUUGAUUGGGAAAGAUAAAUAUGUUGUUAAAUUAGACCAACCUGUGGAAAGCGGUAUGCCAGAACAUCUCCCUGCCUUCAGGAUGAGUGAUAACCCUGUACCAUUUUAUGGAAAUGUUAAACCUACAUUAGAAAUUGAACAAAGUGAUAGAAAGUUCUCCUUUGCCUCAUACUAUGGGGAUAACAUGGUGUUACAGGGUCAACCAAAAAAAGCUGUGAUUUGGGGAUAUGCCCCUUUGGGGUCCGAGGGCAAAGCAGUAAAUGUACAAAUAAAUGGUGUGAAUGUUACAAGCAGUACCAUAAUUACUGACCAUCUGUUAUGGGCUGUUGAAUUAGGACCUAUUGAAGCAGGAGGACCUCAUGUUAUAGAGGCCAAGCUUGACAGUAAUACUAUCUCACUGAAGAAUGUGUUAUUUGGAGAUGUUUGGGUGUGUUCAGGUCAGUCAAACAUGCAGUUCUCUAUGUCACAGGUAUUUAACAGUUCUGCGGAGUUAAAUGACACCCAUAAUUACCCAGAUAUAAGAGUGUUUGCAGUUAAAGAUAAGGUAGCCACAGUUCCGCUGACAGAUUUUUCUAGUGACGGUAUCUUGUUGCCAUGGAGUUUACCCACUCCAGAAAACAUUGGGCAUGGCAAGUUUAACUAUUUCUCAGCAGUUUGCUGGUUAUAUGGAAAAUAUUUGUACCAGGUUUUACAGAAACCAAUAGGUAGGUUAGAUUCUUGUAUAUCACAUUGA